Molecule: messenger RNA, 2997 nt
Organism: Lathyrus sativus (Indian pea)
Lineage: Eukaryota; Viridiplantae; Streptophyta; Magnoliopsida; Fabales; Fabaceae
Source: the annotation of a GenBank genome assembly
AUGAAUGGAAACUUUCAAAACAAUGAUAGAGGUCGUCGGAAUCAUAUUCCAUUCGUUGGUUUCGAUCCGGGACAGUUUAACUAUAAUUACCCAAUUCCUCAUUAUUGGCGUCCGUUUAACUACAAUUACCAAAUUCCUCAUCAAAAUCCGGCGAAUUUUCCUGAUAUCAGACACUUACCACGUCAAAUGCCGGUACAUUAUGUUGAUAACAGACACUUGCCACAUCAUAUGCUGGCACACUAUGUUGAUAACAGACUCUUACCACAUCAUAUGCUGGCACACUAUGUUGAUAACAGACACUUACCACAUCAAGUGCCGACAUACUAUUAUAAUCCGAGGCACUUGACGCAUCAAAGGCCGCAACAUUAUGCUGAUAACAGGCCUUUACCGCGUCAAAGGCCCAAAAACCUUGCUGAUAAAAAGCAGAUACCCCAACAAAUGCCGGAAUGCAGUGCUGAUAAAAAGCAGAUACCCCAACAAAUGCCGGAAUGCAGUGCUGAUAAAAAGCAGAUACCACAACAAACAGCGGAACGCUGUGCUGAUACGAGGUGCUUACCACAUCAAGCGGUAGAAGAAUAUGCUGAUAAAACCUGCCUACCACAUCAAACGCCAGAAGACAUUGCUGUUAAAAGUCCCUUACCACAUCAAAAGGCAGAAAAUGAUGCUGAUAAUACAUGCUUACCACAUCGAAAGUCGGAACACUGUGCUGAUAUGAUGAACUUGCCACAACAAACACCUGAAGACCAUACUGAUAAAAAGUGCUUACCACAUCAACCGUCGGAACACUGUGCUGAUAUGAUGAACUUGCCACAACAAACACCUGAAGACCAUACUGAUAAAAGGUGCUUACCACAUCAACCGUCGGAACACUGUGCUGAUUUGAUGAACUUGCCACAAAAAACACUUGAAGACCAUACUGCUAAAAAGUGCUUACCACAUCAAAUGCCGGAACCAACUGUUCCUGAGGUAGCCACAGUAGAACGUGUACACUGUAAAAUUUGUGGUGUUGUGUUUCCUCUCAAGAAGUUGGAAGCGCAUAAUAAUGGAAAGAAACAUCGAAGAAUGUUAUUCGAACUAGGUGAGCAAUCAACAAAACGUGAAACUUCAAAUGAAGAAGAGGGAAUACAUAUUCAAAAUUCUCAAAAGAGUCCAGUAGUACAUAAGAAAGUUCCAAAAUCUAAGAAAGAUGGUUACUCUGUAGAAAAUACGAGUUACGAAGCUCCUAGACUCGAGUACAAGGAAGUUCGUGCUGAAGGUUCUAAAAGGAAACUAAGGGAUCACACUGGUGCAAAGGAUCUUGAUUUCAAGAUAGAGAAUGUGAAAAAUGAAACUACUAGUUUCCAGAAAAAGAAAGUUCUAGCUGACGAGUCUAAAAGGAGUGCAAAGGAUCAUCGUUCCAAACGCGAGACUGAAGAAGCACCAGGAGUUAAGUACAUGAAGAUGAGUAGUGGGAUUAGAAGGUCCGUAAGAAAUGAUCAGCCACAAUCAACUCCGGUGAAGUUGAAGGCCUCAGCAGGCUCUAAUAGUAGCGCCGAGACAGAAUGUAUAAGUUGUGAUUUUUCUGCAACAGUAACACCAGAAGUCCUUGUGAGUUCUCAAGAAUCCACACCACCGCCCUCAGUGGAAUCAAGUUUUGAACCCUUAUGUCAGAUCAAUUUACAGACAGAAGUAGAAGAAGGCAAAGAACAUCUUGAGGUUGAGAACUGUGGUGUGGAAACAAAUGAUCAGCCGCACUCAAUCUCAAUGGAGUUUCAUGCCCCUGCAGAUUCUGAUAUUAAUACCCUGAUUGAAGAUACAUGUUCUGAUUUUGGUGCAAUAGUAUUAGUACCACCACAAUCUCCUAUUGCUGUUCAGGUACCAACACCAGUAGACAUUAUACAGACAGAAAUGUCUGAGAGCAAAGUUCAUAAUGAGGUUCAGAAUGAUAUUGUUGAUUCAAAUGAUCAGCCAUGUUUGAUAUCAACAGAGUUGCACGACCCUGCUGGUUCUAUGACUAACAACCAAACUGAAAUUGUGAAUUGUGAUUCUGCAGCGAUAGAAAUAGUUAUAGAACCACUUGCUACCGUACUGCCAGAUGCAGUAGGGUCAAGUUUUGAACCCAUGACUGAAUGUGGUCUACAUACUGAAACAGAACCUCAAGUAUCAGAAGCUGUAGCAUAUAUUGAGAGCGAACCUCCUACCGAGGAAUUAGAUAUUGAGAUUCAUGCCGCUUCUGAGGUCAGUGUUGAAACUGAAACUGAAGACGGAGGUUCUCAAGCAGAAGUGGAGAUGGAUGUUCUCGCUGGUGCCUUGGGGAGAAUUCAUUUGCCUCAGGUAUCAGUUUGUCUUACAUGUGGCGAUGAAGGCUUUGAAGAGGCAAUAGUAUAUUGCAGCAAAUGUGGAGAUUAUGCAAUGCAUAGGUAUUGUUUAAAGGGUCCUGUGGUUUUUACAGACGACGUUAUUUGGUUUUGUGAGGAUUGCGAUGAAGAGGUAUUAGGCGCAGAUUAUCCAGAUAGCAAAGCUGCAGACUCGGAAAAAUGUGAAGUUGAUUCCAUCGAGAAAUGUGCUACUUUUGUUGAUCCACAACCUAUUGGUGAUCCAAUCUGGAGGGGAAGUUUGCAUGUUUCCAACAAAAACUUUGAUAAAGUCACAAGACUAAUGGGCCAUUUGUCCACUUUAGCAUGCCCAAAAGUUCUUGAGGAGACAAGACAUCUCCCUAAUGUGCUUUAUGGAGACUCGGUUCAAAGAUCAGCUGUGUGGCCUGAGAGUUUCAAGAAAUUUGGAACAGAUAACCUCAGCAUUGGCCUUUAUUUCUUUCCUCAAAAUGAAAGGGUUGAGAGAUACUAUGACCAACUAGUUGAUGAAAUGAUUUCCAAUGAUCUUGCCAUAAGAGUUUGCGUUGAAAAAGCUGAGCUUUUAAUUUUUUCUUCUACAAAGCUCCCAAGCCAAUAUAAGAGAUUUCAAUCAAAGUAUUAUCUAUGGGGUAUGUUUAAAAGAAAGCAAGAACCAUUGGUUUAG